Oryza brachyantha (malo sina) is the source of this 862-nucleotide messenger RNA. RefSeq lists its product as uncharacterized. The record is from RefSeq and is a predicted model, not a curated record. Lineage: Eukaryota; Viridiplantae; Streptophyta; Magnoliopsida; Poales; Poaceae. The transcript is spliced from 2 exons. The coding region runs from base 223 to 510 and encodes 95 amino acids.
UCCCACUAUAACAAAACGUGACUUGACUAGCCCACGGCGCACUCGUCUCCUCCCCCUCCCCUGCUUUCCGCCCGCUCGCAUCUCCCCGCGCUCACACCACGCGCGCACGCGAAUCUCCUCUCUCUCUCUCUCUCUCUUCGCUUUCCUCUCCCCACCCCGCGCGCGCGGACGGCCGGUGCGCUCGCCGGAGGAGGGAGGAGUCACCCCGAUCGUCCGUGCGCCAUGAAGUGGGGGCUGGCUGCCGCCGUCGCCUCCGCCGCCGCCGUGGCCGCCGCGUCCGGGGCCGAGCUGCUCGCCUGCGACUGCGCCGCCGAUCAGCCGCUGCCGCACCACCACCACCAGGAGCCCGCCCCCGCCGUCGGGCGGUGCGACGCCUUCCGCCUCCGCCACAGCCAGGGAUCGAGGGAUGCGGAGCGGGCGCCGGCGGGGGAGCGGGUGGAGGGCAAGAAGUUCGCGCCGCGGUUCGACGGCCUCCGCUUCAUCGAGACGCUCGUCACGGCGCACCGCUGAAACGCUGGAUUCCUCUCUCUCCUCCCGUGAUUCGGCGGAGGAAGACGAUCAACGAGGACGCGCCCCCCUCCAGAUUGAUUCAUCGGGCGAUUUAGAUGCGGCGGCGUUGCACGGCCCCCACGCUGCUGCUGCUGCCAAAAAGUUUUGUUAGGACAAAAUUCAGUAAUUGAGGCUUUCAAAACUUUCUUCUUCCUCUUUUCUUUUUAUUUCUUCUUCUUUUUAACUUUUUAUUGGUACUGCUGCUACUGUUGGUGACAAUUAUCAUGAUUGUGUUAAGCUGGAAGGAGUCCACAAUUGUGAGGAUGAUUUAUGUAAAAUUGCGAGCCAUGAUUACAUGCAUGUUCCUCAUUCA